UUUUGAGGAAGUAACCUGAGUUCGUAACACAAGGGAAAACAGGAGCGAAACGGCAGGUUUGUUUGCUUCGGGGGGGUUGAGGAUCACCGUCUCAGAAUGUCUGGAUUUGACAGCAACCCCUUUGCGGAGCCCCUAGACCUCAAUCCUUUCCAGGAUCCUUCGGUGGCACAGGCGACCGGCAGUGGAAAGGACCGCAUCUCGGAAUACAACCCAUUUUCUGAGAGCUCUCAGGACAUGCAGAACAAGACCACUAUCCCCGCGUCACCCUCCCAGCCGGCCGUACUGCAGCCAUCGGUGGAGCCCAGCCCCAGGCUGUGGGCUGCCGCCGUUCAGGCAGACCUCCUCAGACAGCAGGAGGAGCUGGAGAGGAAGGCGGCUGAACUGGACCGCAAGGAGCAGGAGCUUUCGCAGUCGGGGAGCCCCCACAGGUGAUCCCUCUCCACAGGCAAAGAAAAUAACUGGCCCCCCCUUCCACGGCGUUUUCCCAUAAAGCCUUGCUUCUACCAGGACUUUGCCGAAGAAAUUCCUCUUGAAUACCAAAGAAUCUGCAAGAUGAUGUACUACCUUUGGAUGUUUCACUGCGUGACCCUGUUCCUGAAUGUGCUGGCCUGCCUGUCCUACUUCACCGUGGACCCCUCUUAUGGGGUGGAUUUUGGCCUGUCCAUCCUCUGGUUCAUCCUCUUCAGCCCUUGUUCCUUCCUCUGCUGGUACAGACCUGUGUACAAAGCCUUCAAGUCAGACAGCUCCUUCAGUUUCUUCUUCUUCUUCUUCGUCUUCUUCUUCCAAGUGGUGGUCUUCAUCAUCCAGAGUGUCGGCAUCCCGAAAUGGGGGAACAGUGGUUGGAUCUCCUCCAUAUCCAUGAUCAAGACCAACGUGGCCGUGGCGGUGGUCAUGAUGGUGGUGGCUGGCUUUUUCACGGUCUGCGCCGUGCUCUCGGUCAUUUUGCUGCAAAUGGUCCACUCCAAAUACCGGCGGACGGGGGCCAGUUUCCAGAAGGCCCAGCAGGAGUUUUCGCAGGGUGUCCUCAGCAACAGAACCUUCCAGAACGCGGCUGCCACAGCUGCUACCUCUGCUGCACAGAGCACCUUCCAGAGCAACUAGAAGGUCCUCUGCGAGAAGGUCCUCUGCCCACCUGUUGCCUCUGGAAACUUCUGCCACAUCGUCGAAGAAAACCUGUGGGAGGCCCGUCUGGAUGCCUUGGGCUUGGGGGGGUGGGGGGGGGUCCUAUUGCUUUGUAUUGUUCUCUCAAACACUGUAGUCUAACUUGAAUGUGCAGCCGCAGAUCAGGAGCAGACUAGUUGCUGUGUCUCUCUAAUGGCGCAGUGACGAGGUGUAUUGAUUACUUCCUGUAAGUCUUCCUUAGUCUGUUUAUAUAUGUCUCCUUUUAUAAUAAUGGAUGUAUGAAGUGGGUUGACUGUGCGCGAUCUGAAUCAUUCCCAUUUUAUUUACUGUAUAGUAAUAUUUCCCCCCCCCCCCAUUCCCCCUUCUGGUGUUUGUGAAGGUAAAGCUCGGUUUGAAUGAGACGCACAUGGGUGUCACGCGAAAGGGCGGGUUGUUUCGCUGUGAGUAGAGCUGAUUAGAGCACUAAACAUGCUGAUUUUUACGGUGCUGAUUGAUCCAUCUCUUCAUCUGCGUAACUUUUUUCCAUAUUAGGUUGUUUUUGUCUUCCGUAAUAACUGCCAUUUUCCCAUUUUAUGCUGAUUUUAGGGUUUAUAAAUUUUGCAUAAAGAUUAACAGCAAGAUAAGAUGACCAGCAGCAUCUCCUAUGAUAGUCAAUUUUGCAAUUAAUUUUAUCUGUUUAGAAUGUUUUUGAUCAAAUGGCUGGUCAUUGUCCAGUGUUACUAGAUACUUAUGGCAACUUGAAACCCAGUGGUUGUGUGUUCCUAAGUGGAAUAGAUUAAACUCAGUUUGGGCACCUCACUGGUGUGUUGACUUAAGGCUGAUUUUAUACGUCUGUGUGGAAUCUCUAGUGUCGGUUCAGUGUAGGUAUGGUGUAGCUGUGUACCGUACGCCGUAGUCUGUGCUCUGUCUAAAUUAGGCUUUAGAAGUUACUGUUACAUUUGUAGUAUUUUCACCUGUCUGCCCUGGUGACUAAAGAAAGAUGAAGCUGCUGGAAUUUUCCACGAUAUGGGCACAUUUUGCCUUGAGGUUAUAGAAUGCGCUGUGCCCCACCUUCCUGCUCUCCCCCGCACUGGAUAAGCAGCUGUGGGGAGGUUUGCACCCCCCCGUUUUGAUUGUCCUCUGUUAUUAAGCUUACCCGUGAGUUUCCGCCUGCAGGAUUCCGAUCCCCUCUGCCUCGGUGUACCUACCAGCCACAGGGAACAGCAGUGCUGUACAGCUCUAUCUCCUAGUACAGUAGUAUCUUCCAUGUUUAGAUUGCAGAAGAAUGACUUGUAAUGAGGAUCCUUAAAUCCCUAAAGUGUAAAGGUUUUUUUUUAUUUUAUCUGGAGCAUAUUUAACAUGUUUAAUCAUCGUCUCUUGUGUUAAACUAUAAAUGUAAUUACCUUGGAGAAAACCUUUUAUCUGAAUAAUUAAAUGGGUUCUUGUAAUAUA
Brienomyrus brachyistius is the source of this 2553-nucleotide messenger RNA. It is a transcript of the gene scamp2l, whose product is annotated as secretory carrier membrane protein 2, like. Gene Ontology annotation, cellular component: trans-Golgi network membrane; recycling endosome membrane. Lineage: Eukaryota; Metazoa; Chordata; Actinopteri; Osteoglossiformes; Mormyridae. The record is from RefSeq and is a predicted model, not a curated record. Gene Ontology annotation, biological process: protein transport.